This is a messenger RNA of Oncorhynchus masou masou (cherry salmon), 3121 nucleotides long. RefSeq names its product ATP-binding cassette sub-family F member 3-like. NCBI's taxonomy places the organism in Eukaryota, Metazoa, Chordata, Actinopteri, Salmoniformes, Salmonidae. The record is from RefSeq and is a predicted model, not a curated record. Gene Ontology annotation, molecular function: ATP hydrolysis activity; ATP binding.
AUGCGCUGUUCUUGGAUGAGCCGGUGUAUCAUGGCGACAUACGUGGAUAUUCUGAAGAGCGAGUUUCCCGAAAUUGACACUGAAGUGUUCGAAUAUAUCACGGGGGUGUUGGACUGUGGAGGGGCGGAGUUUGAGGAUGGAGAGGAGGUGUAUGAUGCGAUUGGUGGGCUGCUGCAGGGGUCAUCGGCUGACUGUAAAAACGAGGAUGACAUCCGGGACAUCUGUCAGCAGAUGUUCAACACUCUUAAACUGAGUAACGGCCAUGCCGCUUCAAAGCAAGUGCUGCUCGACACUCCGGUGCAGUUGUCUCAGAUAUCUGCAGAGUGUGUAUCUGUCACUAACGAUGUCCAAGGGAUCUGGAUGAUGAAGAGGGGCCAGAAUACAACGGUGGACGCGAGGAAGCUGGAGAAGGCCGAAGCCAAGCUGAAGCAAAAACAAGGGAGGCGGAAUGAACGGGAUUCGCAAAAAACAACUAGUCCACUGGUACUGGAGGAGGCAUCAGCCAGCCAGGCAAGUAGCAAAAAGGACAGUCGCGUCGACUUGUCCGGGAAGAAUCGCACCUACGACAUCCGCAUCGAGAACUUUGACGUGUCGUUUGGCGAGCGGUCCUUGCUGCAGGGGGCGGAGCUGUCGCUGUCGACAGGUCGCCGCUACGGCCUGAUUGGCCGCAACGGCCUUGGGAAGACCACGCUACUGAAGAUGCUGGCGAGCCGCAGCCUGCGCGUCCCUGCCCACAUCACGAUCCUGCACGUGGAGCAGGAGGUCGCUGGCGACGACACAGGGGCGCUGCAGAGCGUGCUUGAGAGCGACACGGUCCGGGAGGGGCUCCUGACGGAGGAACGCCUGCUGAAUGCGCGCAUAGCCAACGGAACUGCUGAAGGAAUGGAGACUGUUCGACUGUCGGAGAUCUAUGCUAAACUGGAGGAGAUUGAAGCAGAUAAGGCACCUGCCCGUGCUUCAAUCAUCCUAUGUGGUUUAGGUUUUUCUCCCAAAAUGCAAACGCUGACAACCAAGGAGUUUUCUGGAGGGUGGCGAAUGAGAUUAGCUCUGGCUAGAGCUCUCUUCGCCAAGCCUGAUCUUUUGUUACUUGAUGAGCCCACUAACAUGUUGGAUGUCCGAGCCAUUCUUUGGCUUGAGAAUUACCUGCAGACCUGGCAGACCACCAUCCUGGUGGUGUCCCACGACCGGAACUUCCUCAACGCCGUGGUGACUGACAUCAUCCACCUGCACUCGCAGCGGCUGGAGAGUUACCGCGGCGACUACGAGAACUUUGUCAAGACCAAAGAGGACCGCCUGAAGAACCAGCAGAGGGAGUACGAGGCCCAGUUUCAGUACAGAGAGCACAUCCAGGUGUUUAUCGACCGGUUCAGAUACAACGCCAACAGAGCGGCACAGGUGCAGAGCAAACUGAAGCUCUUAGAAAAACUGCCUGAACUCAAACCUCUGGAGAAGGAAACCGAAGUCACCUUAAAGUUCCCUGAUAACUUUGAGAAGCUGUCUCCCCCGGUGCUCCAGUUGGAUGAGGUGGAGUUCUACUAUAACACUGACCAGCGCCUCUUCACACAGCUGUCUGUGUCUGCAGACCUGGAGUCUCGCAUCUGCAUCGUGGGUGAGAACGGGGCGGGUAAAUCCACCAUGCUCAAGCUACUGAUGGGAGAGUUAACGCCUGUCAACGGCAUCAGACACGCCCAUCGGAACCUGAAGAUCGGUUAUUUCAGUCAGCACCACGUGGAUCAACUGGACCUCAACGUGUGUUCAAUUGAGCUGCUACUCAACAAAUUCCCAGGUCGUAACGAGGAGGAGUACAGACACCAGCUGGGUGGCUAUGGAAUAACAGGGGAGCUGGCAACUCGGCCUGUGGCCAGUUUGUCAGGAGGGCAGAAGAGCCGGGUUGCCUUUGCUCAGAUGACAAUGCCUUGCCCCAACUUCUAUAUCCUUGACGAGCCAACCAAUCACCUGGACAUGGAAACGAUCGAGGCUCUAGCGAAAGCGCUCAACAAAUUCAAAGGUGGAGUGGUCCUUGUCUCUCACGACGAGCGUCUGAUCCGGCUCGUGUGCAGAGAGCUGUGGGUCUGUGAGCACGGGAACGUGCGGCGAGUGGAGGGGGGCUUCGACGAGUACCGGGAUAUCUUGCAAGAACAGUUCCGCAAGGAGGGCUACCUGUGAGUGGUAACUCACCCAUUACGUCAAUUAUGACAGUCAUGCCAAGUUGCCAAUUGACUUCAAUAACCUAAAGCCCCCCCCCCACUCUUCACUCCCUGACUGCCAAUCAUCAUCCCCGGGGGGAGAACUGAGUUUAACUGGCCCGGCAUCCUCUCUGCUCCCCCACACUACCGUUUUUGUUUUGUUUGUGAUUUAGUUCGGCCCGGCAGUUCAAAGUGGCGUACUCUUGUCCAUUGCCCUGAAGCAGAUACGUUUUAGGGUACAUGGAGGGUACAAAAUCUGUCCACAUGGAAUGUCGAUUGUGUGCGUACUCUGAAACUGCUCCGGCCUCCAUGUUGAAUAUGUGUGUGAUUGUGUGCGAGAGAGGAUACAUUUCAAGUGAUAUGGAAUGAUGUUUCUCCUGAACAUGUGUGCUCGUGAUGGAGAGGGAUCAUCUCUUAAUCAGUGGAACAUGGGGCUGAGCUGAAAUGGAACCCGGUUCCCUACAUAGUGCAGUAUUUUGGGAACAAGCCAAAAGUGCACCAUAGCGUCAUUUCAGACACCCCUGGUCGUGUUCACUGGGCACCAAACAGAAGAAAACAGUCUGAAAUGGAGGGACUACGUGGACUUGUUCAAUAAGAAACGCUCCUUUUCUGUUCCAAAUGUUUUCUGUUGCGUACCCUAAUGAACACGAUCCCGGAAACAUCCAUAUGUUUUAGCAUGGGAAUCCACCAGCACAACAACAACUGGUACAACAGCAGCAGCUGGCUCCAGGUCUCUUGGGAAGAAGCAGCAGUAUCUCCAAGUAAAGAGGGGUAUUAUAUUAUAUAUAUAUAUACAUACAUACAUCUUAAAGACAAUUAUCAGAAUAAAAGACGAAAUUCCUUCUGCUUCAACGUUAUAUCACUAACUUAUAAAUAGCUGUUGAAAGAACUAUUCAAUCAUAACACCAUGCUAAAUAAAAAGCUUUAAUCAUCCA